Messenger RNA from Parnassius apollo (apollo), 1041 nucleotides. Lineage: Eukaryota; Metazoa; Arthropoda; Insecta; Lepidoptera; Papilionidae. The record is from the annotation of a GenBank genome assembly.
AUGGACCUACAGAUCACUCAGUGGUUGCAUGAAGACCAAUCAGAAGAUGAAGAGGCAUGUGAAGUCGCUGUUCCUGACCUUGAAAAUGAUGUUGACGAAGACGGAAUUAUUGAAGACUUUCGAGCAGAACAUCCAGAUGAUGAUACAGAAAAUUCUUCAUCGGUAGAUGACACUCCUCUGAGUAAUUACAGUUCAGGUAAUUUUCUACGUGUCUUACCUGUCCCUAAUAAUCUGAAGGGCAAAGACGGGUUUAGGUGGACAGGUGAAAAACCAGUAAAGUCUAGAGUCCCACGAAGAAAUAUUUUGUUUCAUCCUCCUGGACCUAAAGCUGCAGCUCGUGAAAUAAAAACAGAGCUGGAAGCAUGGAGUAUUUUUUUUUCUGAUGAAAAGCUUGAAGAAAUUGUAAGAAAUACAAAUGCUGAAAUUGGUAAACAGAGAGAAAAAUAUAAACGAGACAGACCUGUACAGAAUACGGAAGACGAAAACGCGGACGCAUCGAGUUCCACAAAAAUACGUCCUUCUUUUGCUAAGGAUGCAAGUGUGGUGGAAAUGAAGGCUUUAUUUAGACUUUACUACUUAGCAGGGGUACUCAACAAGAAUCACGUCACCACCAAGGAAUUGUUUGACAAAAACUCAGUUGUUGGCUAUUUUCGUGCCACCAUGAGCCAAGCCAGAUUUGAGUUUCUGAUAAACUGUCUGCGUUUUGACGACCGGUCUACUAGAGAAGAACGCCAGCAAAAUGAUAGAUUAGCACCAAUUAGAAACAUUUUUGAUCACAUUGUCAAAGUUUCGAGUGAAGAAGAAAGUAAUAGCACCACUGGUAGCGGAGAACAUGCUAUCAAUGAAAAUGCUCUAGAAAACGUAGACAAUCACACAACUGAGAAUGUUAAUAAUCAAAUGCAAGAUAUGAAUGAUCAGAGUAUACCAACUGAACCUUCUGUGUACCAUCUGAACAACCUGCUGCCCAAUCUAAUGUGCAAAACACCCAACACAAUGUUCAAACCCAAAAAAGGAAUCAAAAUAAAAGAAGAAAAGUUCUAG